GCUUUGGAUUCCUGUUUUUAGACACUGCUCUAUGCCAAAAAAACCCGGCCCAUGGUUCAGCAUAGACUGUAGUAGUCGGCCCAAAUAGCCUGCCAAGCCCACCUGCGACGUCAAACGAAAGGACUGCCCUAACCUCGUGCAGUCGUGCCCGCUUGUUUCCCUUGCUCGCCUUCACCCCUCGCCGCCGCCGCCGCCGUCGCCGUCGCAAGCGACGAUGCUCGACAUCAACUUGUUCCGCACCGACAAGGGCGGCAACCCAGACCUUAUUCGCGAGUCCCAGCGCAGUCGGUUCGCCUCCGUCGAGCUCGUCGACGAGGUCAUCGCCCUCGACAAGGCAUGGCGCGAAAGGCAGUUCGAGCUGGACAAGAUCCGGCAGGAGCUCAACGCUACCAGCAAGAAGAUCGGCAAGCUCAAAGCCAGCAAGCAAGAAGAGGAAGCGAAGAAGCUCAUGGAGAGCACAGACGAAAUUAAGAAAAGGUUGGCAGCCAAAGAAGUUGAGGUGCAGGAGGCCAAGAGCACCCUCGACGCCAAGGUCACGACGAUUGGCAACAUCGUGCAUGAGUCCGUGCCAGUCAGCGACGACGAGGCAAACAAUAAAAUUGUACGGACAUUUGGAGAGAAGAGAGUAGAGGAUAAUUUGAAGAACCACGUGGACCUUUGCAGGAUGCUUGAUAUUGUCGCAUUGGAAAAGGGUGCUGAUGUGGCUGGUGGUAGGGGUUUCUAUUUAAAGGACGAAGGUGUCCUCCUUAACCUGGCAUUGAUAAAUUUUGGGCUAGCUUUUCUGAGAAAACGGGGAUUUAAACCAAUGCAAACUCCUUUUUUCAUGAGAAAGGAAACUAUGGCAAAAUGUGCCCAGUUGGCCCAGUUUGAUGAGGAGCUUUACAAAGUUACAGGUGAUGGCGAGGACAAAUAUCUCAUAGCUACAUCAGAGCAGCCUUUAUGUGCUUAUCACUUAGGUGAUCGAAUCUACCCUGCUGAACUUCCAAUCAAAUAUGCUGGGUACUCCACAUGCUUCCGGAAGGAAGCUGGUUCUCAUGGAAGGGACACAGCUGGUAUCUUCAGAGUCCACCAGUUUGAAAAAAUUGAACAAUUCUGCAUUACAAGCCCAAAUGGCAAUGAUUCCUGGGAGAUCCAUGAAGAGAUGCUAAAAAAUUCAGAAGAUUUCUACAAGGAGAUUGGGCUACCAUACCAAGUUGUUUCCAUUGUCUCCGGUGCUCUUAACGAUGCUGCUGCUAAGAAAUACGAUUUGGAAGCAUGGUUCCCUGCAUCAAAGACCUUCCGAGAGUUAGUAUCCUGUUCAAAUUGCACUGACUUUCAGUCAAGGAGACUUGGAAUUGGGUAUGGCCAGAAAAAGAAUGACGAGCAGUCCAAGCAGUUUGUUCAUAUGCUGAACUCUACCUUGACUGCCACUGAGAGGACCCUCUGUUGCAUCCUGGAGAAUUUCCAGAAGGAGGACGGCGUCGAGGUGCCAAAGGCGCUGCAGCCUUAUAUGGGUGGAAUAGAGUUCCUUCCUUUCAAGCAACCUUUGGAUGCCAAACAAGCUGCUGACUCCAAAUCAAACAAGUCCAAAUCAAAGGGAAAUGCUGCUUGAGUUGGACGAGGAACAGACUGGAAUGCAAAUGCACGUGCAGGUUUUGGUUUUUACCCGUUUUGGUUUCCUGGUUGCCGCAUUCUCUGACGACCCACUUGGCACACUUGUAUUGCAAUAGCAUUUCUUGAAAUCCGGAAUGCUUGGCCACCACCGCCAGCUCAACCGGGCUGUGUUUAUCGCGUUGCCACAGAACGCCUGCUUGUCUGUCUCCGAAACCACCAGGUGUUCUUUGUAGCAAGCACAUUAGAAACGGCUUGCUGGCGGAUUGGUUUUUUAUCCUUUUUUUUUUCCAAUGACGGUGGAUUGGUGUACUUCUGAUCGGUAAUGAAAAAAAAGGCAUCUUGUGUUAGUGGAAUCUAGUGCUGUUGUGGCUGGAACCUGGAAAUCCUCAGUCCUCACAAGCAUGUUCUUGGAUUCUCGCAUCGCAUGCAUUGUAUGGAAACACCGGUACCUACAGCGAUGGUCAGGUUCUGGUGGAUUCUGUUUGGCUCUGCUUUCCAGCCUUUUCACUGCUCAACGUGACUGUAGCCUUUUAUAACAUCCAUCGAAUUGGAUCUCAUCUUCUAUUUUAAAAUUCCAUUUAUAAA
Zea mays is the source of this 2178-nucleotide messenger RNA. RefSeq names its product seryl-tRNA synthetase 1. NCBI's taxonomy places the organism in Eukaryota, Viridiplantae, Streptophyta, Magnoliopsida, Poales, Poaceae. Bases 215 to 1591 code for a protein of 458 amino acids. The record is from RefSeq and is a predicted model, not a curated record. Gene Ontology annotation, biological process: seryl-tRNA aminoacylation. The transcript has 11 exons. Gene Ontology annotation, molecular function: ATP binding; serine-tRNA ligase activity.